ACCGAGGGCGUUCCUGUCCGGGCUGCAGCGGUGGGAGGUAAGGCAUGGCCGCCGGGCAGCAGAGCGCCGGCACGGGUCCACGCCUCGGGGUGCCGGGAUUCCAGGAUGUCCGGGCGCAGGGCGGCCCCUCCGCGAUCCCCCAACAUUCCCCCACCCCUGGGCUGAGCCUCCCAGCGCCGUGGAAACUACCUCCUGUCUGCUGUUGGUGUCCCGCAUCCUAGAAGCGGCCUGACGCCCUCCCCACCCUGGCAUGCCCCCUCGACCUGGGACGGGAGCCCACUGGAGGCACCCUCCCGAGGUACCACUGCCCAUGCUGACCACUCACACCUCCACCUGCCGAUGUCAUGAGUAACACCACAGUACCCAAUGCCCCCCAGGCCAACAGCGACUCCAUGGUGGGCUAUGUAUUGGGGCCUUUCUUCCUCAUCACCCUGGUCGGAGUGGUGGUGGCUGUGGUGAUGUAUGUACAGAAGAAGCAACGGGUGGACCGUCUUCGCCAUCACCUGCUCCCCAUGUACAGCUAUGACCCAGCUGAGGAGCUGCACGAGGCUGAGCAGGAGUUACUCUCAGAUGUAGGAGACCCCAAGGUGGUACAUGGCUGGCAGAGCGGCUACCAGCACAAGCGGAUGCCCUUGCUGGAUGUCAAGACAUGACCUGACACCUCUGCCCCAACCUCCAGAGCCUUGGGGAACAUCCAUCCAACUCCCAGGACCGUGGUCUGCUUCCUUCUCCCACUUAUCCUCACCCAACUCCUCCUGCCGGGUACCUGGUCACCAUUCCCUCUUCCUCUCAGCAGUACCCACUGUCUCAGCCCUGUUUACCUUAGCCUACUCCCAAGCCUCACCCUGUCUUUAGCCCUUUGUGUGGGUGCUGAGUCUACCACCCACUAUCUAGGUCCUCAAUGAAAGCUUUUCCUCCUGGGGACUGGGCUGCAGCUUUGGUUUCUAUAAUCCUCAUGAACUAGGCUUUGACAUAAACACCCAGAAGGACUUUUGAGUUAUCUCCAUGGUGACCAGGCAGGAAUGGGAUGUAUAGUAUUGAGUAUAUAUAUUUUGUAAAUAAAAUGUUUUGUGGGAAGGGGUGUGCCCAGUUUCAAUGAGACUCAAUUACCCACCCUAGAGCUGACUAAUGCUA
Molecule: messenger RNA, 1134 nt
Organism: Nycticebus coucang (slow loris)
Lineage: Eukaryota; Metazoa; Chordata; Mammalia; Primates; Lorisidae
Gene: SMIM29
Product: small integral membrane protein 29
Exons: 5
Coding region: 345-653 (102 amino acids)
Source: RefSeq, a predicted model, not a curated record